CGGGGAGGCGAAAAAUGAGAGCAGUGAUCGAUAAAUGUUUUGAAUGUAAAAGAUUAAAAUUAAAGCCGUUUGAAAUCCCGAAUAUGCCAAAUUUGCCAGUGGAAAGAGUAAACAAAUCAAAACCCUUCGAAAAUUGCGGUGUUGAUUAUGCUGGACCAUUUGAAGUGAAAAAUAAAGAAGGGUUAAUAAAUAAAUGUUGGAUUGAGAUUUUUACGUGUAUGUCCACCCGGUUCACACACUAGAUAGUUCAAGACUUAAGCGCAAAAUCCUGUAUUAUGGUAUUUAGGAGGUUUAUAGCUGAAUAUGGACUGCCAAAAAGAAUUAUUAGUGACAAUGGUACACAGUACCAAUUAACAUCAAAAGUCGUUUUAGAAAUACAGAAAAAAUUAGAAACGAAAAAUAUGAAUUGGAUUUUUAUCCCCUCACUCAGUCAUUGGUUUGGCGGUUUUUAUGAGUGUAUGGUUAAAAUAAUGAAAAAAUGCCUUAAAUCAUCAAUUGGUAGAAAAUUAUUAUUUUUUGAAGAAUUGCGAACAAUUUUAAUAGAGGUAAAGCAAAUAAUGAAUACGAGACCGCUCACUUAUGUGUAUGAAGAUUUUGAAAAUUCUCAUGAAAAUUUAAGACCCAUAGAUUUAAUUAUGCCCCAAAGGAACGAAAAUACAAUUAACUUAGAUGAUUUAGAUGAAAAUGAAUUUAUUUUAAAAGAAACCCAAAAGGAUGAAUUGAUUAAAGAAUGGAAAAGAGCAAAUGAAAUGCUAUUAAAAUUUUGGGAAAAUUGGCAAAAGGAAUACUUGAAUCAACUCAGAGAGAGAAAGGACAAGCAUAGCCAAAAGGUCGCAAAAAGAAAUUACUCUCCCACAAUAGGUGAAAUUGUUUUGGUCCAAGAUAAAAAUAUUCCGAAAAAUUACUGGCAAAUGGGAAAAAUCGUAGAACUUGUGAAAAGCAAAGACGGAUUAAUACGCUCAGCCAAAAUAAAAUCGAAAGGGAAAUUAUUGACAAGAGCUAUUGCUUUGCUAUACCCCUUGGAAUUAUUCGCUGAAACUGAAAAUAAAGAAAAGGAAUUUAAAAAUGAAGAAAAAUUUUGA
Messenger RNA from Meloidogyne enterolobii, 1082 nucleotides. NCBI's taxonomy places the organism in Eukaryota, Metazoa, Nematoda, Chromadorea, Rhabditida, Meloidogynidae. The record is from the annotation of a GenBank genome assembly.